Messenger RNA from Gadus macrocephalus (Pacific cod), 774 nucleotides. Its product is annotated as adhesion G protein-coupled receptor E1-like. The transcript is spliced from 7 exons. Lineage: Eukaryota; Metazoa; Chordata; Actinopteri; Gadiformes; Gadidae. The coding region runs from base 1 to 774 and encodes 257 amino acids. The record is from RefSeq and is a predicted model, not a curated record. Gene Ontology annotation, molecular function: calcium ion binding.
AUGUCUGCAGACAUCGAUGAGUGUGUCAAAACUUCUGAUAUCUGCGGCCCAGACUCCAUAUGCACCAACCUCAAUGGAACGUACAACUGUACCUGUCUGCCAGGAUUCAACAACACUAAUUCAGCAGAGAAACUAGGAACCACUCCCUCCUGUGAAGACAUUGACGAGUGUCUUGAAUACCCCUGCGGUGAGGGUGAUUGUAAGAACAUCCCAGCAAGUUUUGAGUGUGAUUGCCAUGUGGGGUAUCAGCUUGGGCCUGCUGCAGCUCCACCAUGCCAAGAUAUUGACGAGUGUUUCAAUUCCACCGUCUGCGGCCCUCGUUCCAACUGCACCAAUGUUCCUGGAAAACAUAUCUGCCAGUGUGAGCCGGGAUACAUAGCCACCGACCCGUCCACGGCCCCUGAUGAGGACAACACCUGUGAAGAUGCUGAUGAGUGUGUGGAAGACGUCACCAUCUGCGGUCCUGAGGCCGUCUGUAACAACACAAUCGGGGCCCAUUUCUGCACCUGUAACCACGGUUACCGCCUCGACCUCUCAGAUAUGAUCGCCAGCUCUGAAAAUCCAUGCAAUGACAUCGAUGAAUGCAGUGAGACGGUGGAUCUUUGUGGAACUAAAACCGUGUGUACCAACGCACCAGGGACCUUCCACUGCUCCUGUCCUGAUGGCUAUUACCCCACAACGGGGGUAAUUUGGGAACCUGGUGUCACGUUCUGCCAAAGUCUUCAGGACAUUCUUGAUGCGAUUGAACCUCCAGAGGAAACGGAAAAAGUUUGA